AUGGCCACUUGCGCCCUACACAUCUCGAAGCGAUGGGAAGAGUACAAGCAUGCCUGGGCCCUGGGUCUCUUUGCCUAUGCGGGCAUCACCGAUCUACUUGAUGGUUGGAUCGCCCGCCGAUGGAACCUUCAGACGGUAGUAGGCACCGUCAUCGAUCCUAUGGCCGACAAGACUCUGAUGACCGUCUUGACGGUGUGCUUAGCUGCCCAAGGCUCUCUACCAGUUUGGCUCGCCGCCAUCAUCCUAGGCCGCGAUGUCGGUCUUGCGAUAUCCGCCAUCUACUAUCGCUGGAUCUCCCUCCCACCCCCGAAGACCUUCGCGCGGUACUGGGACUUCUCUUUGCCCUCGGCCGAAGUUCGUCCGACGACCAUCAGCAAAUACAAUACGUUCCUCCAACUUGCCCUGGUGGGCCUGACGACGGCCGCGCCAGUCCUCACCUACGACCUUUCUACCCCACUGACCGUUCUACAAUACAUUGUGGCGACCACGACAGUCUGGAGCGGGGCUAGUUACGUCUUCAGCAAGGACGCAGUCAAGAUCCUUUCCGCCCCCAAGGAUAAGCCAGCAUAG
Messenger RNA from Colletotrichum chrysophilum, 570 nucleotides. RefSeq lists its product as uncharacterized. NCBI's taxonomy places the organism in Eukaryota, Fungi, Ascomycota, Sordariomycetes, Glomerellales, Glomerellaceae. Gene Ontology annotation, molecular function: CDP-diacylglycerol-glycerol-3-phosphate 3-phosphatidyltransferase activity; cardiolipin synthase activity. Gene Ontology annotation, cellular component: mitochondrion; membrane. Bases 1 to 570 code for a protein of 189 amino acids. The record is from RefSeq and is a predicted model, not a curated record. The transcript is spliced from 4 exons. Gene Ontology annotation, biological process: cardiolipin biosynthetic process.